AUUCAGAGCAGAGAGUGGGCGUGUUCGCGCCUGCGGGAGCGCGCAUGAUUAAAGGAAAGGGAGCGCGCCCGAGCCGCUCCAAACUGAAGUGCAAGACGGCGAGAGACGCGCGGAGCGAGAGCAUCUCUCUGAUGGGUGUUUUGGAGAUCCUCGGUCGAGCAUGACUUUGUCCAGCGCCCCGCCCGUCCGUAGAGGAAGCACUCCUGUUCCAUUCAAAUAUCAGCUCCGAAGAGAAGAAGCAGUCAAUGAUGACUGUGACUGGACACCAGGAAUCGGAGUAACUGAAGCAACGUCGCCUCCUCCAGUUAGCUUCAUCCCGGCUCAGGAUGAGGCAGCGGGUGCUGAUGUGGAGGAGAAACAGGGAGGCCCGUUCAGGAUCGCCCUGCUUGGCCAGAACGGAGUGGGGAAGACGUCACUCGCUAUCGCCCUUGCAGGGGAAAUGGACAGAACUGCAUCUGUGGACUCAGAUGGCGAGGGCUAUGUUCGCACCGUUACCGUGGAUGACGAGGAGAGCACCAUCUUUAUCUUUGAUAACUGGAGACAGGAUCUGUCCAUGCUGGUGUGUGAAGUAUGCGUGUUGGUGUUUUCGGUGACAGACCGGCGCAGCUUUCACCGCACGGCUCAGCUCCGCCUCCUUCUCAGGGAAAACCAACCUCAAACUCCCAUCAUCCUCGUGGGCAACAAGAGCGACUUGGUCCGCUCACGUGAGGUCAGCACAGAGGAGGCUCAAUCCAACGCUGCUCUCUAUGAGUCUCCCUACGUGGAGUUGUCUGCAUCUCUGGACCACGGCACCACAGAGCUUCUAGAGCUGGCUGUGCGGGCAGCACGAGGAGAAAACCUGGGUUCCUUAGGGGUCGUCGGAGCCGAGGGGGCGACGGGAGGUCGGCGCGAGAGCCUGAGCACAAGGGCAAAGCGAUUCCUGUCUAACCUUGUACCGCGCUAUCCUCGAGAAAAAGAACGCGACGGCGGAAAGUUCUUCAGGCAGAAAUCUCGCUCCUGUCACGAUCUUGGAGCUUUGUGAGUCAUAGAUUGCAUAGAGUUAUGAUAGAGAGGCUGAAAAACAAAGAGAGACAAAGGUAAAAAGAAGAGGGAGAGGAGUAAGAUUGACAGUGAAGGACCAGAACCUAGAAAGAAACGAGUUUUAGAGAGGUGUAUGAAAUAGUCAUGAGCAAGAAGAACGGAAAUGAGAAAGACAAGAAUAAAAAAAAAUACCAUAAUAAUAGCUAAGGCCAGGCGAUACAGUUAAAACUGUAGACCUUUGACUGACUGAACAAAUGUAGAUUGCAUGCUCCAUUCUAUUUAAAAAAAUCAAAUAGUAUAGGCAAUCCAGUUACUGUGAGUAUUUGUGGUAUCCUGCUAUAUUUGUGUAUCUUGAACUAAAGCAGAAUUUCGAUUCCAACUCCAGUACCUUGGGGAAAUCAGUUUUCUGUUCAAACAGUAGAAUUUCACAGAUCGCAAUCACGUAACUGACUGUGUCGCUGAAUUGUACAUGCGAGAACUUGAACAUUUACUUUCAUAAAUCCCCAAAGGUCCAUUCUCUAUUACUGAGAGGUGCAUUAAAAUAUUUCGAAAAAGUCAAAA
This is a messenger RNA of Hemibagrus wyckioides, 1581 nucleotides long. Its product is annotated as GTP-binding protein REM 2-like. Gene Ontology annotation, molecular function: calcium channel regulator activity; GTP binding; GTPase activity. NCBI's taxonomy places the organism in Eukaryota, Metazoa, Chordata, Actinopteri, Siluriformes, Bagridae. The record is from RefSeq and is a predicted model, not a curated record. Gene Ontology annotation, cellular component: plasma membrane. Bases 161 to 1021 code for a protein of 286 amino acids. The transcript is spliced from 5 exons.